UUUUCCCACCCAGACUCCAGCGCCGACCCGGACCCGGAGUCAGUAUUUCUCCAGGGGCGGCGCAGCGAGCAAGGCUGCUCCUAAGAGCUGCUACUCCGCGCGGCCCCGCCACUUUCGGGAGCCCCGGGUGCGCACCUGCAAACUCUCCGCCUCAUUCACCUGCGGCUUGUGAGCCAGCGCGGGCGCCAGAGCUAACCAUGGCCAACGCGGGGCUGCAGAUGUUGGGUUUCAUCCUGGCCUUUCUGGGUUGGAUUGGCGCCAUCGUCAGUACCGCGUUGCCCCAGUGGAAGAUUUACUCCUACGCCGGUGAUAACAUCGUGACUGCCCAGGCUAUCUACGAGGGGCUGUGGAUGUCCUGCGUGUCUCAGAGCACCGGGCAGAUCCAGUGCAAAGUCUUCGACUCCUUGCUGAGCCUGAACAGUACUUUGCAAGCAACCCGCGCCUUGAUGGUGGUUGGCAUUUUGCUGGGACUGCUGGCAGUCUGUGUGGCCGUCGUUGGCAUGAAGUGUGUGAAGUGCAUGGAAGACGAUGAAGUGCAGAAAAUGCGGAUGGCUGUCAUUGGGGGUGUGAUAUUUUUUAUUGCAGGUCUGGCUAUUUUAGUUGCCACAGCAUGGUAUGGCAAUAGAAUUGUUCAAGAAUUCUAUGAUCCAAUGACCCCAGUUAAUGCCAGGUAUGAAUUUGGUCCGGCUCUCUUCACUGGCUGGGCUGCAGCUUCUCUCUGCCUUCUGGGAGGUGCCCUACUCUGCUGUUCUUGUCCCCGAAAAACAACCUCUUACCCAACACCACGGCCUUAUCCAAAACCUACACCCUCCAGUGGGAAAGACUAUGUGUGACACAGAAGGAGAAGGAGACAACUCUUGGAGUGCAGAGAAAAUGGACACUGAAAUACAAUCGUUGACAUUAAGACCUUAGACUUUUGACUCUUAUAGUCUGAACUUUGGUAUUUAAAUAACAGGAACAACAUAUUUUGUAAAGUAUCCAUUGCUAAAAAAUGAUUUAGUCUUUUUUUUAACCUCUUUUCCCUCCUAUCUCUGUACAGGAAGGAAGCCCUAUCCAUUUUAAUUAUUGCUUCCCACUGAGUAAUUAUACUCAUAUGGGGGGAGAGGCAAUCCUUAAAUAUAUAUAUAGCUAUGUAUAUAUACAUGUUUUUCUAUAAAAAUAUUAGACAGAAAGAAACUCUUAUUCUCAUUAUGUUUGUACCAGCACACUUAAAAUAUCACUAAAAAAGAAAAAUAUAUAUUUAAUUCCAUACUGAUUAAAUAAGUGGUUGAUUUUUGUAUUUUCCAUCUUUGUAUUUGUAUACAUAUAUAAUCAAUAGGUCAAAAAUCAUUUACUCUCAUCAGGUUUUAAUGUCUUAGACAUAAGACUGAACCUACUCUACCAAGUAUGAAUUCUUUCAAUUCUUCAUAUAUACCCCUUUCAUAUGCUUUUGGUUUUUGUUUUUAUUAGGUUGGUCUCUAACCCACAAAUUUAAUAAGCCUGCUUUUUAAUUCCUAAAGUCAAUGAGAGUCUGUUGGGAAUUUGAGCUUUGGAUGUAAAUAUUUCUGCAUGACCAGAAUAAUAUAUUCCUACUGACCUUCCCACACAUGAUCCCUGUUCUCUGACCCAUAACACUCUUGUUUGCUUUGAAAAUAUUUGUCCAAUUGAUUAGCUGCCUGCUACUUUCCCAAGUGUUGUAACACACUUUUAUUGACUGAAUUUUUGGAGCUACUUACUUAAAAUUGUAUAUUCUCCCAAACUAUCUUUUUCCCACCCCCUCCUCAACUGUAUUGCUGUUUCGCUGUGUAAUUAUCAUAUAGUUUGCCUCUGCUCCCAGAGAGGUGUGGUCUGUUUGUCUAAAUGAAGUGCUGGGCUUUCUGGAGUGAUAAUCUGGUGACAAAUAUUGUCUCUGUAGCUGUAAGCAAGUCACUUAAUCUUCCUACAUCUUUUCUCAUCUGUCAAAUGGAGAUAAUGAUACUUAAUCAGCUAGUAGAGGUGGUAUGAGUUUUAAUUUGUUGAUAUUACUAUCAUUCUUUGAACAUGAAACAUGCCUAAGUAAUUUUGUAUUUGCACACUUGGCUGUUUAAAAGUCAUUGAACAAAACCUACAUAAACACCUUCACAGGAUUCAGCAUCUCCCUUUCUCCACUGGACUAUUUCCUUUCUUUCUGUGGUGCCUAGUGCACUGUUGGUGCUCAGUUCAGUUUUAACAGCUGUUCUUAGUUUUCCAGAUCACUUCCACUUGAGAAGGAUGAUGUAAUGGAAAGAGUAUUGUCUCUGGUGUCUAGAGACCUGGAUUUGAGCUUGGUGCUAUCAAAUACUGUCUAUGUUUGGACAAGGCAUUUGGCUGCCCUAGAUUUAUUACUUGAUCUGUUAAAAGGGGUUGGUAAUUCCUAACCUGCCUAUCUCACAGGGCUGUUGUGAUGAUCCAGGGGGAUGGCAUACAUGUAAAUAUGGUUUUGUAAGGUGAAAAAGUAUUGAGGAAUUCAAGUCCAUACGUUUUGGAGUUACUUUUCAAACAACUGAAAAGAGAGAAAUUUUAAGAAAUUGAUUUCUUGCCUUAAUUCGUUCCUCAAGAGAUGAGAUACAAAAGUGGGGUUCAGCUCACUAAAUGAAAAGAAUUCUGGGGUUUAGUUUUUUCAGUCAUUGUGGCUUGAUGCUUUUAUGGCUAAGCUUUUCUCCUUUCAGCUACAUAGAAUAAGCCUAGGACAUCUGCAGAUGAAAUGUGUUAAGCAAAAGCAUAAGUGUUGACAAUAUGAGAGAUUUUUGAAUCAUAUCUUUCAAGAAUAUUUAGGUACUAUCUAUAAAGUGAUGCACUCAGAGCUGCUAUUAGCUAGUAGAGGACACCACUAGGAUAGUUAAUAUACGAACAGGACUUCAGGGUGAAACAACAUGAGAAAAUUAUCCAAAGGAAUAUAUCAUAAUGAGGACUUGAACCUGGUAAAUCUGAGUGUGACUUCCAAACUUGAGUCUGUACUCCUAGAAGAUAUAAUUCAAAAAACCCUUUGCCACAUAGAUUCCAAUGACGUGUGAUUGCACGUGCAUGUGGGUGCCAGUUGCUAAAAUCCACAGAGAAAUCUAGAAUCAAAAUGACCAGCAGAAUUGUUACACCAGAAUUUAUACAGUUUUCAUAUUUUAAUACCCUGCUACACAUCUAGAAACAGACCAAUAAGUAUUUUGUUUUGCUUUUUUUUUU
Messenger RNA from Choloepus didactylus (southern two-toed sloth), 3174 nucleotides. It is a transcript of the gene CLDN1, whose product is annotated as claudin 1. Gene Ontology annotation, biological process: bicellular tight junction assembly; cell adhesion. The transcript has 4 exons. Gene Ontology annotation, cellular component: plasma membrane; bicellular tight junction. NCBI's taxonomy places the organism in Eukaryota, Metazoa, Chordata, Mammalia, Pilosa, Megalonychidae. The record is from RefSeq and is a predicted model, not a curated record. Gene Ontology annotation, molecular function: structural molecule activity. The coding region runs from base 198 to 833 and encodes 211 amino acids.